Molecule: messenger RNA, 1326 nt
Organism: Budorcas taxicolor (takin)
Lineage: Eukaryota; Metazoa; Chordata; Mammalia; Artiodactyla; Bovidae
Gene: ZBTB8A
Product: zinc finger and BTB domain containing 8A
Exons: 3
Coding region: 1-1326 (441 amino acids)
Biological process (GO): regulation of transcription by RNA polymerase II
Molecular function (GO): RNA polymerase II cis-regulatory region sequence-specific DNA binding; DNA-binding transcription factor activity, RNA polymerase II-specific; protein binding
Source: RefSeq, a predicted model, not a curated record
AUGGAGAUCUCCUCUCAUCAGUCUCACCUCCUGCAACAACUGAAUGAGCAGCGCAGGCAGGAUGUAUUUUGUGACUGCAGUAUUCUGGUUGAAGGGAAGGUCUUCAAAGCCCAUCGAAAUGUCUUAUUUGCUAGUAGCGGCUACUUUAAAAUGCUCCUUUCUCAGAACUCCAAGGAGACAAGUCAGCCAACCACAGCGACAUUUCAGGCCUUCUCUCCUGACACUUUUACAGUUAUCCUGGACUUUGUCUAUUCCGGCAAGCUCUCUCUCACGGGUCAGAAUGUCAUAGAAGUGAUGUCAGCUGCUAGCUUCCUUCAGAUGACUGAUGUCAUCAGUGUAUGUAAGACCUUUAUUAAAUCUUCGUUAGACAUUAGUGAGAAAGAAAAGGAUCGCUAUUUCAGCCUCUCUGAUAAAGAUGCCAGUUCUAAUGGUGUAGAACGCUCCUCUUUUUAUAGCAGUGGCUGGCAAGAUGAAAGCAGUUCUCCUCGUUCUCACCUAAGCCCAGAUCAAGGAGCAGGUAUAAUAAGCGGGAAAUCUUGGAAUAAGUAUAAUUACCAUCCAGCCUCCCAAAGGAAUACUCAACAGCCUCUGACCAAGCAUGAACAAAGGAAAGAUUCCAUUAAAAAGUCCAAACAUUUGAGGUUGUCACAGCCUUCUGAAAUGACUCAUUAUAAGUCAAGCAAGCGAGAAGCACGGACAUCUGAUUCUUCCAGCCACGUUUCCCAGUCUGAAGAACAGGCACAGAUGAAUGCCGAAAUGGACUCUACUCCUGUUAGCUAUCAGUAUGGUCAAGGAUCUGAUGUCACGUCAAGAAGUUUUCCAGAUGACCUGCCCAGGAUGAGGUUCAAGUGCCCAUACUGCACACAUGUGGUGAAGCGGAAGGCAGACCUCAAGCGCCACCUCCGUUGUCACACUGGAGAAAGACCCUACCCCUGUCAAGCCUGCGGGAAAAGAUUUAGUCGGCUGGACCAUCUAAGUAGCCAUUUUCGAACAAUUCACCAGGCAUGCAAACUUAUCUGCAGAAAAUGCAAGCGCCACGUAACUGAUCUAACAGGCCAAGUGGUACAGGAAGGAACCAGGCGCUACAGACUCUGUAAUGAGUGCCUUGCUGAAGUUGGCAUAGACAGCCUCCCCAUUGAUUUGGAAGCUGAACAGCAUCUUAUGUCCCCAUCAGAUGGAGAUAAGGAUUCCAGAUGGCACAUGGGUGAAGAUGAGAACAGAUCGUACGUGGAGAUAGUCGAGGAUGGGUCUGCCGAUCUGGUCAUACAACAGGUGGAUGAUAGUGAAGAAGAAGAAGAAAAGGAAAUAAAGCCCAACAUCAGGUAG